This is a messenger RNA of Phanerochaete carnosa HHB-10118-sp, 1182 nucleotides long. RefSeq lists its product as uncharacterized. The transcript is spliced from 2 exons. NCBI's taxonomy places the organism in Eukaryota, Fungi, Basidiomycota, Agaricomycetes, Polyporales, Phanerochaetaceae. The record is from RefSeq and is a predicted model, not a curated record. Gene Ontology annotation, molecular function: nucleic acid binding. Gene Ontology annotation, biological process: rRNA processing; ribosomal small subunit assembly. Gene Ontology annotation, cellular component: CURI complex; UTP-C complex. Bases 23 to 1018 code for a protein of 331 amino acids.
GCAAGUAUUUUCACCACACACCAUGUCCCUUCCGUCCUCCAUCGCAGGCUUCACGCCCAUCCCCGUCCAGUACUCGUCUUCCUCCACACACUACAUCUAUGCGAGGCCACACACUGGCUCCAAGAAGACCACAGCCCAGAGCCGGCGCGCCGCCCUGCCCGAGGGACGCACACUGUUUCUGGUCAACAUACCCCCAGACGCCACCGAGCGAGAAGUGACGCUCCUCUUCAAGCAAAGUGGGACGGUCGAACAGGUGAUCUUUGACGGCGAUGGACCUGCAGAGGAGGAGGAAGAACCCUCGAGCGACAGCGACGAAGAGGACGAGGACGGCAUGGACAUGAGCGGUGCGGAAGCAGAGCCCGAAGCAGAGGCGGCACGCCCUCGAAAGAAGCGCAAGACAUCGAAAGGCGACAAAACCGCCGCCGCCCCGCCAAUCGUGCCUCUCCCCCCACAAACAGCGCGGACGCUGCGGCGCACAGGACGCGCCGCGCACGUCGUCUUCCUCGACGCCUCCUCCCUCACACGCGCGCUCUCCGCGGCGCCCCCGAACACGAAACCGCGGCCCUGGCCGCGCGACCCCGACGCGCCCUCGGGCCUCGCACACUACGUCGCGCUCCACGCCUCGCGCCGCCCGCCGCUCGACGCCGUGAAGGCCCACGCGGACUCGUGGAUGACGCACUUCGAGCACGCGCAGACCAAGAGGCGGCAUGCGAGCAAGUACAAGCAGGGCGAGGCCCAGGUCGACGCGGACGGCUUCACGCUCGUCACCCGUGGCGGCGCGUACGGACAGACCCUCGGCGGCGGCGUCGCCAUCGCGAGCAAACGCUUCCAGCAGACCGGCGCGGCGUCGAAGCGCGGGCGCAAGCAAAAGAAGGAGUCGAAGGAGAAGGAGUCGUUUUAUGCGUUUCAGGUGCACGAGAAGAAGCGGAAAGAGCUCAUGGACCUCAAGAAGAAGUGGGAAGAAGACAAGGCCAAGGUCGAGAAGCUCAAAGAGAGUCGCAAGUUUCGGCCAUACUAGUCCUUGUGCACCCAUCUAUCCUGUAUUCAGCACCUUCAGCACGCCUGGAUAUAUUUCAUUUGCUGUCAUCUCGCACCAGGGAUAAAGGCACAGUAGGGCAGAAAUUCGAUAGAUCUAGGCAUGGAUACACAAAUUCGAGGCCACGACAGCCGUGAUCGUCGAGC